Molecule: messenger RNA, 306 nt
Organism: Hydatigera taeniaeformis
Lineage: Eukaryota; Metazoa; Platyhelminthes; Cestoda; Cyclophyllidea; Taeniidae
Source: the annotation of a GenBank genome assembly
AUGUACCACGCUGUUGCCUAUGGUACUAUGCUUCAUCUUCAAGCAACAGCCACGUUGGAACCCAGUGAUUUGGAUGAGGCGACAAGUAGCAUCAAGUACGCCGUGAAGGCAUGCAUGAAGAAGCGAAGGAAGGCCAAAUUUGCUGACAACUUUGCAAAAUCUACAAGCAAAGCAAAAGCCGCCUUCUAUGCAGCCUAUUCGGAUGGUAAGACAAUUGCAUUCCAGUCUCUACUUAGCCUUUAUUUACUCAACAAUUCAUCCAACUACCUCUCACCUCAGUCAGGGUUUGUUUGCUCAUACAUGUGA